GGGGAGUGCAGGCUCGACGAAGUUGGCUUAUCAUAACCUAGCUUACACUAUUUUUUACAUCUCGCCUGCACUGAACCAGAAGUAAAAUUUAAGAAAGUAAAGAGAAGCACAAUCAAAUUAGUUUAAAAAGUUUAGAAGGUUAAGUGACAAUAUGGCAUCUAGUGAAGACUUUCCAAAUGUACCUUCGAACUCUGGAGAAGGAUAUAGUGAAGACAUUCCAAAUGUACCUUCAAACUCUGGAGAAGGAUAUAGUAAAGGAAGUGGUGGAAAAAAAAAACAAAAGCGAAUAAGACCAUCCUCUGAUUCUGAAGAGGAAAUAGACACAAAAACAGAGUCAUCCUCUGCAACUGUUGAAGGAACAUCUAAAUCAUUGUCAAAAGGUCAUCAUGGAGAACAUGAUAUUGGAUCAGGUCAUGGACUCACUGAUGUGGCUUUUAAAGAACUUUUGACAGUUUUUUCGGAGUGGUAUGACCAGCGGGGAUACCUCAGUAUGCUGAAAGUUUUGUAUAGUGACUUAGUGGAUGCUAGUUUAUUAUUCACAGCUUCAAAGACAAUGGAUUUAAUGUACAUGUUGAUGGCAUGUGGAGAGCUUGAUUCAACAAAUCUCAAAAUCAUCUAUGAUACCAUAAAUUCAACAGCCACAUAUGGUUUGGAAAAAAAAAUUAAAUCUCAAAUACCAUCAUGCCCAAAUAUUAGAGAUGUAAUAAUCUCAGAAUUCACACCUCACAGGCAAAAAAUUAUGAAGUUUGGAAUGGCACUGAUGGAUGACGAUAUAGUAAAGAUUAGUGAACUGUAUAAUAAACCAGUAAAGGAAUAUGCAGACACAUGGAGUUUGAUUAUGGAUCUAGAACGCCAAAUGGUAAUUUCUGAAGCAAAUAAUGAAGACUUCAUUGAACAUUUGAAGAAAAAUGGACUUCAUCAAGCAGUAAAUGCACUAACAGAAGGUGUACGAGUAUCAAUCAAGCGAAAAAAAGAUUCUGACCUUGAGAAUAACCCGUUAGAAAUUUUAACGAAAUUACAAGAAAAUAUAGGCGCUCUGAAGACAUCAGAUAUUCCAUCAUUCUCUUCGAAAUUCAGAAGACUUCAUAUGUAUUUUAAAAACAUUGGUUUACAUUUAUCUGAGUUAGAAGAUGGAUCUAUAAAAUUUUGUCUGAUUGCACAUGAUCUUCGGGCUUUGCAAAAGCUAAGGAAAUUACAAGAAACUGGGGAGCUUAGGAAAGAUUUAUUGGCCAUAUUAUUGCCAGAAGAACAUCAGCAGGAAGACUUAGAUGAAUGGAUGACAUACCUCAAUGAAAAUGAAUUCAAAGCUACUCUCAGUCUCAGUAAGCAGAAGGAAAAAGGCUUUGCUGGAGGAAACGAACAACAGAUGAGAAAUUUUUCUGAACCUGAAAGCAAUGGUAAAAAAAAAAACAAGCGCAAAAGACAUUUGUCCGACUCUGAAGGGGCUAGUGGAGAAAAAGUACAAUGCAUAAGAAAUUCUUCUGACUCUGAAGACAUUCAAAAUGCAUCUUCAAAAUCUAGAGAAGAUGUUAGAGAAUUGUCGGAUAUAGAUUUCGGUGUGCUUAAAAAAUUUUUCUCAGAAUGGUAUGAAAGUAAAUUCAAAGCUACUCUCAGUCUCAGUAAGCAGGAGGAAAAAGAGAAUAUAGACUUAGAAACAGAGUCAUCCUCUGCAACUGUUGAAGGAACAUCUCAAACAUUGUCAAAAGGUCAUCAUGAAGAACAUGAUAUUGGAUCAGGUCAUGGAAUCACUGAUAAAGAUUUCAAAGUUCUCUUGUCAAUUUUUUCGAACUAUUAUGACAAGAUUGGCUACAUCGGUAUGCUAAAAGUUUUGUACAGAGGCCAUGUGGAGAAUACACAUCGAUUAAACCAUGCUUCAACAACGUCUGACUUACUAGAUUUGUUGAGUGAUACUGGAGCUCUAGAUUUAGAAGAAUACUCCAUCCUUUGUGAAACCAUAAAGGCAACAAAAACAUUUGGUUUAGAAAAGAAAAUUAAACAUUUAAUACCAUCAUGCCCAAACAUUAGAGAUGUAAUAAUCUUAAACUUCACAACUCACAGGCAAGGUGUUAUUAAGCUUGGAAUGGCACUUUCAGAUCAAGAUAUAGUCAAGAUUAGUAAAAUAUAUAAUGACCCUAUAAAAGAAUAUGCAGACCCAUGGAGUUUGAUUAUGGAUCUCGAACACCGUACCAUAAUUUGUGAAGAAAAUAUGGGAAAAUUCAUUGAAAAUUUGAAGAAAUUUGAACUUAAUCAUGCAGUAAAAGUUCUAACAAAAGGUAUUAUUUAUUUAGAUAAAUGUUGUUGAUAAAUAUUGUCAGAAUAUAUAUUUUAUUUCAAAUUUAACAUGAA
This is a messenger RNA of Anneissia japonica, 2346 nucleotides long. RefSeq lists its product as uncharacterized. Gene Ontology annotation, molecular function: protein binding. NCBI's taxonomy places the organism in Eukaryota, Metazoa, Echinodermata, Crinoidea, Comatulida, Comatulidae. The record is from RefSeq and is a predicted model, not a curated record. Gene Ontology annotation, biological process: regulation of apoptotic process. The transcript has 16 exons. The coding region runs from base 152 to 2302 and encodes 716 amino acids.